This is a messenger RNA of Linum trigynum, 5460 nucleotides long. The record is from the annotation of a GenBank genome assembly. NCBI's taxonomy places the organism in Eukaryota, Viridiplantae, Streptophyta, Magnoliopsida, Malpighiales, Linaceae.
AGAUGUAACUCUCAACAUAUCCGGUCAAAACUUCAUUCAAACUCUUCAUCACUUAUUCGACUUUGUAGUGUGUUCUUCACGUAGCUAAUGAAGAAAAAUACUUUUACAACACUUGCAGCGGCAACUGACAACAACAACACCAAUUUUACAAGUCGAUACACCAAAUGGAAACGAUCAAAAUUUCUUUGACACAACCAUUUACUACAAAGCUUAGGAAUUCCCUUCAACUUAGUUCCCUGUUAUCCGCCUUCACAAAAUACACAAGUAUCAAGUUGAGUAUCAAAAUACAAAAUAUCAUCAUAGAAUUCACUAAGAUAAAAGAUAACAAUUUUUAACAACUUUUUCUUGUCAAAUUCAACAAAUGCGUUAUCCAGAUUUAAACAAGACACACAACAUCAAAUUCACUGUUCACCUCAUCAAAAACUAUUGCCAUUGCAUAUCCCCAUUCCACCACUCUAAUUCUUAAACUUUGAAUCCACGUUCCUAUCUUUUAACUAGCUUCUUAAACUUUGUGAAUUGCAACUGCUAAUUACUCAAUUUUGAGAGGAAGUUCGGAAUAAUUAGGGAUUGGGAUUGGCCCAGGGGAAUAGGCGCAGUAGCAUUUUAAUUUAUGUAUAUGAAUUCUACUAUAGUAUAGAUAAAAUAAUGUAAAUGAUCACUAUAAAGCAAGAGUUGGUUAAUGGUACAGGGGUUGAGGCGUGUACUAAUGCAGGGUAGGUCACGAAUUUGAUUUUAAUCUUUGCAUAUAUUAUACCUGCAUUAUUGCAUAUAUUUUGUGUCGGCUUCUCCUCCCAAGGUGGUGCAGCCCACCUCCCUAGGUCAGUUGUGCCUCCGCCCCUGCACACCACCAGGCGCCAUCAUGGAAUAAAUCGCUCCCAGCUAGAGGUGGGCAUUCGGUCACCGAACCAAAAUUAUGAAUACCGGGUCCCCGAAUUCUCUCAAACCUCAAACCGAAUUAUAAUUUGGUAUGGUCGGUUUAAACAGAAUUAUAAUUCGGUUAAGUUUUUAACACAAAAUCAAAUUUAUGAGGCUACUUGUAUCUUCUCACUUUUAAAUUAUUUUUCACCCCUAAUAUAAACAAUAAAUAUGCAAUUAUAUGAAUCAUCAAUGAUAAAAUCAAACAUUUCAACACAUAAGUCAUAAAAUAUUUCAAAUAUUUAAGUAUAAAAACAAUUACAAACAUAAAAAUCCACCAUUUGGAGGUUGCAAUGAUAAUAUUUCGGUUUUUCGGUCGAAAAUUCAAAAUUUCGGUUCGAUUGAAAGAACCCAGGUUUCCGAAAUAUCUAUAUUUUCCUUCCGAAUUCCGAACCAAUAACAUUAUUUCGGUUUCUUUCAGUUUAAUUCAGUUUCGAUUUCGGAUCGGAUUUACCGAACGGUUUGUCCACCCUACUCCCAGCAAUCUUCCAACACAAGAAACAAUAACACAGUCGCGAUCUGACCGGCGACCAACGUCAUUACAUACGUACCCACCCUAUAACAACACCCCACGUGGCGUCAAAUUUUUUCCACUCCCCCGUUUCCUUUUCGUUUCCUCGAACAAGGAAAGCCACGAAUCUCGCUCCUAGCUGGACCCCACCCCCGCGCCACCGCCAGCUCUAUUUAAGCAAACCUCCCGUCUCCAUUUUCCAACUAGAAAAGAGAAAAAUCUCUCCACCCCGUUUCCUCGCGGAACGGACCCUAAAAAUCCUUUUCUCUCUCUACAUCUCUAAUUUCCCGACCAUUCUCUCUCUCCCUUCACCGGAAAACAUCAAUCCGAUCGCCUGAGAGAAAAAAAAAUAAUAAUGUGCCCGUCAGGCAGGACUCUCGUGGCGGCGACGCCGGAAUUGAAAUCGGCGUUCGACGUUCUGGACGCCGACCGGGACGGCAAGAUCGGCAGCGACGACCUCCGCCGGUUCUACGCCGGAUUCUCGAACGCCGGCGAGGAAGAGGAAAUGAUCAUAGGGACGAUGAUAUCCGUGGCCGAUUCCAACAAGGACGGGUUCGUGGAGUUCGAGGAAUUCGAGCGGGUCGUCGGAGGGAAUGAUUGCAAGGACAAGAAUUCGUCGGCCGCCGGGGGAGUGAUGGCGGAGGUGUUCAAGGCGAUGGACAAGGACGGGGACGGGAAGUUGAGCCACGGCGAUUUGAAGAGUUACAUGCACUCCGCUGGGUUUGAAGCCAGCGACGACGACAUUAGGGCGAUGAUCAGGCUCGCCGGCGGGGGAGAGGAGAACGACGCCGUUUCGUAUGAGGAUCUGCUUAGGAUUCUGAAUGUCAAUUCCUCCUCCCCCCACUGGGGGCGAAAGUCUGACGGAACAAUGCCACGUGAAAGUAGAAGGUCUAUAGAUCGUGAACUUCUCUUUAACUUACCCCAUCUAUCUGAAUGAUGGAUCUCAGGAGGAAGAAUUACAAAAGUUAGCAAUAUUUGUGGUAAUGGAAUCAUAAUAAAAUUAUUGUAAAAUCAUGUAAUUUGAGGAAAAAAUCCAAAAGUACCACUGUUUAAAAAAAAAAUUCCAAAAAUACCACCCAAUCUCAAAAAAUUCCAAAAAUACCACCCUUUUUCAAUAACCGCCACCCCAUCCUGCGGUUUACACAAAAACCGUUUGUCGGGGGCGCGGUUUUCUAUGCAAACUGCGGGCCUAGGGGGCGGUUAAAAAAAAAAAAAAAUUGGACCAAACCGCUGGGUGGGGUGGCGGUUUUGACCCAAAACCGCCACCCCACCCAGCGGUUUGGUCCAAUUUUUUUUUUUUUUUUUCGAUCAACUCCUAAUUUCGGCCGAAACUUCAAACGAACGUAACUUUGCACUCGGGUAUCCAAUCGUAGCGAUUUUUUUUUUCAUUGAGCAUAACUUUUCAUGAUCUACAACUUUUAGAAGGAUGAAAUUUUCAGAAAAGGAACUAUUUGUUGAUAUACGGGACCUUGAGAAUAACUUUACCUUUACUUUUCACAAAUCCAUGUACAGUUUGAAAUUAUGAUUAUAUUAAAAGUUGUAGAUCUUGAAAAGUUAUGCGGAAUCAAAAAAAAAUUCAUAUCAUUCGGAUUUUGGAGCACAAAGCUAUGACCGUCCAAAGUUUGACGAAAUGCGAGACCCGGCGGUAUGCGGCUUGCAAGAUCUCAAAAAGUUUGCGGCCUCCAUUUUUUGAAUCCGAAUAAAUUUUUGAGAUCUUGCAAGCUGCAACCUGCCGGUUCCCGCCUUCGUCUCGAAAAAACGUCAUUUGCCACCCCGAACGAGCCUUUUUUUGAUUUCGUCAAACUUUGGGCGGCCAUAACUUUGUGCUCCAAAAUCCAAAUGUCAUGAAUUUUUUUUUUAUUCCAUAUAACUUUUCAAGAUCUACAACUUUUAAUAUAAUCAUAAUUUCAAAAUCUACAUGGAUUUGUGAAAAGUAAAGGUAAAGUUAUUCCCAAGGACCCGUAUAUCCACAAAUAGUUCCUGUUUUGAAAUUUUCAUCCUACUAAAAGUUGUAGAUCUUGAAAAGUUAUGCGAAAUGAAAAAAAAGAUCGCUACGAUUGGAUACCCGAGUGCAAAGUUACGUUCGUUUGAAGUUUCGGCCGAAAUUAGGAGUUGAUCGAAAAAAAAAAAAAUUUGGACCAAACCGCUGGGUGGGGUGGCGGUUUUGGGUCAAACCGCCACCCCACCCAGCGGUUUGGCCCAAAAUUUUUUUUUUUAUAACCGCCCCCUAGGCCCGCGGUUUGCAUAGAAAACCGCGCCCCCGACAAACGGUUUUCGUGUAAACCGCAGGAUGGGGUGGCGGUCUUUGAAAAGGGUGGUAUUUUUGGAAUUUUUUGGGAUUGGGUGGUAUUUUUGGAAUUUUUUUUUUAAACAGUGGUACUUUUGGAUUUUUUCCGUAAUUUGAUGGAUAUAAGUUUUUUUUUAAUUAGAUGUUUCUUAAUAGAUUCGAAAUCCGAGACUUUCAGCUUCGUCAAUAUUUAUAAUUUGAAAAAUCUGGGAAACAUGUGAUGGGAAAACACUAGUAAGACUACCUAAAACGAGUUAGUGGUUAUACAACCAACUGUAGUAAUGCAUUUCCAUAAAGGUUGACCUAAAAUAAUCAUGCUGACCACACUAUACGCAAACUAGACAAAUGUUAACCUCUAAAACGCAGUAUUUUAUUGAUGUAAGAGAAGAUAGAAAGGAGGACAAUCCAAGAGUGAUAGAUCAACUUGUUGCGUACUAUGGUUUGUUCUAUAUAAUAAGAUGUUGAACUUUUACCCUAACUUGAGCAAACAUGGCGACGAGAAACAAGGUCAUGGCAGGUCGUGGGGUUCAUAGCAAAGACAUGAGUAAGAGGUGUUCAAGUUUUUUAAAAAUGAUCUCACCUGCUAUUUUAUUGGCUUAUGGUGAUCUUGGUUCUCGAGAAAUGAUUUUGAUUAUCCAUACCAGCUCCAAUUUCUUAUAUUCCGAAGGCGCUUCCUUCUGAGGUUGUAACAUAGGAAUGCCACUAGACGGUCGAGGAGACAGAUCGCGAGUUUGUGCGUGAAUCUAACCACGAUAGGACGAGAUAUAAGCCCCGCCGCCAAAAAGGUGCGAUCCACGCACAAACUAGAGAUAUGUCCCAUCUCUUUAUAAAGUUGUUGGCUCGGUUAGAAAGAGUGAUAUUUGUAAGUUUAGGGAUGGAUCGCAUUUGGGAGGCAAGAAGGGUUUGUUGUUGGAGAGAUAGGGAGCCUGUUGGGGCAAUGUUAUAUUUAUAUAUACAUAUACGCUUUAAACGAACAUUAGUCCCAAAAAUAUUGAGAUUUCGUCAAUUUUGGAAUGGGAUCGUACUUCGGUAAUACCGUGUCCAUAUGUACGUCUCUGCAUAACUGGAUGAGUGGCUGCUCACGACCCAUGUGAAAUUAAACUACUUAUGCUUGCAUUCGGCGGCAUUUUCUUCCACAGUCCAGCUUUUGGUAACUCGGGGGAACGUCGUUGAUUCGUCUGUAAAUAUUUGGAAGCAUUCUUGCAACUCCCAGUCCACACCAGUCCAUAGAUAAUGAAUGCUAUUUUUGGCUGCCGACUAGCUAGGGUUCCUUCAUGGAUACUAUCGGUGGGUUUUCUUCGGUUCAUCUUCACACAUCUAUGUUGUUUUUGUUUUUAUACUGAGGGUGAUCCAAUGAAUUAUGGAAGUACGAUAUUUAGAAACGAUCCAGUUUUUUUUAAGGUAUAGUAAAAUAAAAAUGGUUAUGAUCGGUAUUUAUAAACACUUUGAAAUAAAAUGAUUUAUUGGACUCUUCAACUUUUGUAUUCUCCGAUAAAUGAUUUUCAAUCGUUGUUGUCGCUAAUACACGUGAAUACUUUCAUAUGUCAUUUUAGAACAUAAAUAAGAUUAUAAUAGUGAAUAUAUAUGUCUCGUGUAUAUACAUGAGAAUAUUGAUCAAUGACUAGAACUAGUAUUUAUUAACCGCUUUAUAUUUAUCAACAUGUUCAUAAUCAAUUAAUCAUACACCACAAGUUCAUUAUAUAAUACGAGAUUGGAUCAAUACUCCUAAUUAACUGACAAAUUUACA